Messenger RNA from Camelina sativa (false flax), 2599 nucleotides. Its product is annotated as UPF0496 protein At2g18630. Lineage: Eukaryota; Viridiplantae; Streptophyta; Magnoliopsida; Brassicales; Brassicaceae. The record is from RefSeq and is a predicted model, not a curated record.
AUUUGGGACCUAGGUCCACUAGGGAAAACCCUAGGUUCCCAAGAAGAAGCCGCAAAGGAUGGUGGUACUGACGGCCGCCCGUGGUUUGUGGAGAGGUCUGCGAUGCAGGGGAAUUCUCCAAAGAGUGAUAGAUUAGCGGGAACCUGCAAUGGCCGUGGCAAGAUUCGUCAUUGGUGACUAGGUCCACUGGGGAAAAUCCUAGUUGUUGAACCGAUUGUUGAGAUAGAAAGAAGCAAAGACGGCUGUCCAAAGAUGGCGGAGAAAGCAACUCCGGUGAGUGAGAGGUCGGUAGAAGCAGCCGGUGGUCUCGGUAUGAGUUGACGAAGAAAUCUAGGUCCACUGGGGAAAAUCCUAGUUUCAUAAGAGAUUGCCAAAGUAAGAGGUGGUUAAUUAUGUUCCCUGAGAUUUGCGAAGAGAUACUCUUCUGUAAGUGAUAGAUCAAUGGGAGGAUACGGUGGUUUUGGUGUAGAUCGGAGAUAAAUUUUAUUGGGUUUUGAAAAGAGUUAAAAAAGGGAAACAAAUGGGGAAGAAGCUUAAAAAAGAUUGGACUAAAGAGAACAAAAAAUUGUCGAGCAGGAGAGAGGACGAGUAGAUCCCGACGCCGGUGAAAGUCUCCUCGAUAGUCGUGUCUGGGAGCGUUUUUUUCGUUCACCACCAUCUUACUGGUUAAGUUUACUCUUUUAUUCUAGUUUCAACCCCUCGACGACUAAAUUAAUUAUUUUGUCUUUUGUUCAGACAAGAAAAAAAACUUUUUCUUUUCUCUUCUUCUUUACUUCGUUUUUUUUUUAAUUUAGUUUCCUGGUUCUUUCUUUCAAUGUCUUCCUUGUGCCAUUGAUGAGUCCGUCAACACCAAAUCGAGAGUAGUGCAAGACUUUUCUCACACUGUUGUUCACAAAACCGCGUGAGAAAUGUUCUUCCUUCUCAGAUCUUAAAUAAAUCCGUAAUUUUUCCCGCAUUUUCUCUCUCUCUUUCUCUUUCUCUUCUAAGCUUCUCCAAGCGUACAAGCUACUUCUUCUUCUUCUUCCAUAAACUCAAAAGUAAAACAAAACCCUAAAACCAAAAACACUCUUCAAACUCUAUAAAAAUACAAACUUUUUUUCAGGUCUUGUCUUCAAGAGAGUUCAAUUGCAAUUUCCAGGUUCACAAAUUUUAAGCAAUUUCGUAGAUAAGAAAAGAGAGAAUGAUGGGAGGGAAAGGUAGCAAGAACAAAAAAGAUAUUGAAUUUGGUUCACCGUCUACACCUGUACAGAUCAAGAUGAACUCAGAGUACACUGAGCAUUUAAGCUCUUACGAAAGAGCUUGUAGUGAAGAUCCAAAGCUUGAGUCUUUCGACUCUGCGCUUCACGAACGAACUAACCGAGUCAUCAACAAGCUUGCUUCAGGAGUAGAGAUCAAGUCUUUGUCGUUUGAUUCGCUUAAAGAAGUGACGCAAUGCCUUUUGGAUAUGAAUCAAGAUGUGGUCAAAGUUAUCUUACAGGACAAAGAGGAUAUAUGGAACAAUCAAGAUUUGUUCUCUCUUGUGAAUAUGUAUUUCGACAGCACUUUAAAGACUAUGGACUUCUGCUCUGAGCUUGAGCAUUGUCUUAACCGUGCGAGGAGGAGCCAAGUUGUUAUUCAGUUUGCUGUUAAGCAGUUUGAGGAAGAGGCUGAGGUACAUGUUAAUGGGGAUAACGAGAACAAGAAGUAUGAGAAGACACUUGAUGAGCUUAAGAGGUUUAAAGAUUUGGGUGAGCCGUUUACCAAAAAGUUCUUUGAGCUUUUCGAUUUGGUAUACAAGAAACAGGUUUUGAUGCUUGAUGAGCUUCACAAGCUAAAGAAAAAACUCGACAGGAGACUUGGGAAUAUCAAGUCAUGGCGAAGAGUAUCGAACAUGGUGUUUGUGACUGCGUUUGUUUCUGUGCUUAUUUUCUCUGUGGUAGCAGCCGCUGUGGCUGCACCACCUGUUGUGGCAGCUAUAGCUGGUGCAUUGGCUGUUCCGGUAGGGUCUCUUGGGAAAUGGUGUAACACUCUGUGGACGAAAUAUGAGAAAGUGGUUAAAGGGCAGAAGGAGAUCAUUACAUCGAUUAGAAUUGGGACUUUCAUAUCGGUUAAGGAGAUGGAUAAUAUAAGUGUUCUUGUGCGUAAAGUGGAAGUAGAGAUUGAAUCUUUGUUGAAGAAAGCUGAGUUUGCUGUUACGGAGGAGAAAGUGGUGAGGAUUGCGAUAGAUGAGAUCAAGAAGAAGCUUGAUGUGUUUACUGACACUAUUGAAGAACUUGGGAAACAUGCGGAUAAGUAUUGUAGCGAUGUGACAAAGGCAAGAACUGUGAUUCUACAGAGGAUUAUCCGAUACCCGACUGGUACAACUACUGAAGAAGCUACCUGGACGGAGAUGUUGUCGUGAGAAGGCGGAUUCGGAGUCGUGUUUGGCUUUGAAGAUUGUUGGUUUGUUUUCUUUAGCACAAGUAAUAUGAAAAGCUAAAGGAUAUCUUAAUGUUAUUAGUUUCCUUGAGGUAACUUUUGCUCAAUACAUUAAUUAAAGAGAUGCUUGUAAGAUUGGUUUAUGCCAUUUAUUUUGGCUUCCUUUUAAGAUAUUAAUCAAUCUUGUAUGUUUAUAAUUGCA